AUGUCUGACAAGUACAAGUAUCGUGUUGAGAUACAACAAAUGAUGUUUGUCUCUGGUGAAAACAACGAACCACCAGUUGAAACAACAUCUUUGAUCGAGGAUAUAGUGAGAGGGCAGGUUGUUGAAAUUUUACUCCAAGCAACCAGAACGGCCAAUUGUAGGGGGAGUAAGAGUAUAGUGCCCGAAGAUGUCAUCUUUUUAAUCAGACAUGAUAAAGCUAAGGUGAACAGAUUGCGUACAUAUCUAUCAUGGAAGGACCUUAGAAAAAAUGCCAAAGAUCAAGAUGCACAGCAAGCUGCAGCAGGUGGUGGUGCAGGAGAUGGCUCUGGUCCUGGCGGUAUUGAUGAUGAUGAUGCUGGCAAAAAGGACAAAGACGGAGCCGGAGUCAACAUGAAAGUGAAGAAGUCAAGCAUCAAGCUACCAUGGGAGUUACAGUUCAUGUUCAAUGAGCAACCUCUUGAGAAUCCAGAUGAGGAUGAUAUGGACGAUGAUGAACGGGAGGCUAAUAUGGCUACAUUGAAGAGACUAAAAAUGGCUGAUGAUAGGACUAGAGGUAUGACGAAGGAAGAAUACGUGCAUUGGUCUGAUUGUCGACAAGCCAGUUUCACUUUCAGAAAAUCAAAAAGAUUCAAAGAUUGGUCUGGAAUAUCUCAGUUGAUAGACAGUAAACCUCACGAUGAUGUAAUCGAUAUUCUUGGGUUCUUAACUUUUGAGAUCGUCUGUGCAAUAACGGAAACUGCAUUGAAGAUCAAAACAAGAUACGAAAGGAUAAGAAGCAUGAAAACUCAAUCACAACCCCAAGAAUACAGUGUAGGUACAACUAGAAGGAAAAAGAGACUGUUUGACGGUCCCGAUAAUGUAGUAAAUCCUUUGAAACCGGAACAUAUUGAAGAAGCUUGGCGUGUUUUACAGACUGUGAACAUGAAACAUAGAGCUUUAUCGAAUUAUAAAGGUGGUAGAUUGUCGAGUAGAACAGUCAUCAUGUAA
Messenger RNA from Kluyveromyces lactis, 987 nucleotides. RefSeq names its product transcriptional regulator SPT3 (gene SPT3). Gene Ontology annotation, cellular component: SAGA complex. Gene Ontology annotation, biological process: transcription by RNA polymerase II. NCBI's taxonomy places the organism in Eukaryota, Fungi, Ascomycota, Saccharomycetes, Saccharomycetales, Saccharomycetaceae. The transcript has a single exon. The record is from RefSeq and is a predicted model, not a curated record. The coding region runs from base 1 to 987 and encodes 328 amino acids. Gene Ontology annotation, molecular function: transcription coregulator activity; protein heterodimerization activity.